Molecule: messenger RNA, 1809 nt
Organism: Apodemus sylvaticus (European woodmouse)
Lineage: Eukaryota; Metazoa; Chordata; Mammalia; Rodentia; Muridae
Gene: Tbx15
Product: T-box transcription factor 15
Exons: 8
Coding region: 1-1809 (602 amino acids)
Biological process (GO): regulation of transcription by RNA polymerase II; positive regulation of DNA-templated transcription; cell fate specification
Cellular component (GO): nucleus
Molecular function (GO): RNA polymerase II cis-regulatory region sequence-specific DNA binding; DNA-binding transcription factor activity, RNA polymerase II-specific
Source: RefSeq, a predicted model, not a curated record
AUGAGUGAAAGGAGAAGAUCUGCAGUCGCCCUGAGCUCCCGAGCACAUGCCUUCUCCGUUGAAGCCUUGAUCGGCUCAAAUAAAAAGCGGAAACUGCGAGACUGGGAGGAGAAGGGGCUGGACCUGUCCAUGGAGGCGCUGAGUCCCGCAGGCCCACUCGGAGACACAGACGACCCGGCGACUCACGGCCUGGAGCCCCACCCGGAUUCUGAGCAGAGCACUGGGUCGGACUCUGAAGUGCUCACUGAGCGAACCUCCUGCUCCUUCAGCACUCACGCUGACCUGGCAUCUGGUGCUGCAGGCCCUGUGCCUGCCGCCAUGUCUUCCAUGGAAGAGAUUCAGGUGGAGUUACAAUGUGCUGACCUCUGGAAGAGGUUCCAUGAUAUCGGAACAGAGAUGAUCAUCACUAAAGCAGGCAGGAGAAUGUUUCCUGCCAUGAGAGUGAAAAUCACUGGCCUGGAUCCACAUCAGCAGUACUAUAUAGCAAUGGACAUUGUGCCUGUGGACAACAAAAGAUACAGAUAUGUGUAUCAUAGCUCUAAGUGGAUGGUGGCUGGCAAUGCUGACUCCCCUGUGCCUCCAAGGGUCUAUAUACAUCCAGAUUCCCUAGCUUCUGGAGACACCUGGAUGAGACAGGUGGUUAGUUUUGACAAACUCAAGCUGACCAACAAUGAACUGGAUGAUCAAGGACAUAUCAUUCUGCACUCCAUGCAUAAAUAUCAGCCACGAGUCCAUGUGAUCCGUAAAGAUUUCAGCAGUGAUCUUUCGCCCACCAAACCUGUACCUGUGGGAGAUGGGGUGAAAACAUUCAACUUUCCUGAGACCGUGUUUACCACAGUUACAGCUUAUCAGAACCAGCAGAUUACCAGAUUAAAAAUUGACCGAAACCCUUUUGCUAAAGGAUUCAGAGAUUCUGGCAGAAACAGAACUGGACUUGAAGCCAUCAUGGAGACUUAUGCAUUCUGGAGACCUCCUGUGCGCACACUGACCUUUGAGGACUUCACGACCAUGCAAAAGCAGCAAGGGGGCAGUACAGGUACUUCUCCAACCACCUCCAGCACUGGGACACCAUCCCCUUCGGCUUCUUCUCAUCUCUUAUCUCCAUCUUGUUCUCCUCCAACUUUUCAUUUGGCCCCAAAUACUUUCAAUGUGGGCUGUCGAGAAAGCCAGCUGUGUAAUCUAAACCUCUCAGAUUAUCCACCAUGUGCCCGAAGCAACAUGGCUGCCUUACAGAGCUAUCCAGGGCUGAGUGACAGUGGCUACAACAGGCUCCAGAGUGGCGCAGCUUCAGCCACUCAGCCCUCUGAAACCUUCAUGCCUCAGAGGACUCCAUCUCUGAUCUCAGGAAUACCAACACCUCCCUCGUUGCCCAGCAACAGCAAGAUGGAAGCCUAUGGUGGCCAGUUGGGGUCCUUCCCAACUUCCCAGUUUCAGUAUGUCAUGCAGGCAGGCAAUGCAGCCUCCAGUUCCUCAUCGCCACAUAUGUUUGGUGGCAGCCACAUGCAGCAGAGCUCCUAUAAUGCCUUCUCCCUCCAUAAUCCCUACAAUCUGUAUGGAUACAAUUUUCCCACUUCCCCCAGGCUAGCUGCAAGCCCAGAGAAACUGAGCGCAUCUCAAAGCACUUUACUCUGUUCUUCUCCUUCCAAUGGGGCCUUUGGAGAGAGGCAGUACCUGCCCACAGGGAUGGAGCACAGCAUGCACAUGAUCAGCCCUUCAACUAAUAAUCAGCAGGCUCCCAACGCCUGUGAUGGCCGACAGUAUGGGGCAGUCCCAGGCUCUUCCUCUCAGAUGUCCGUACACAUGGUUUAA